Messenger RNA from Fulvia fulva, 360 nucleotides. RefSeq lists its product as uncharacterized. The transcript has 2 exons. NCBI's taxonomy places the organism in Eukaryota, Fungi, Ascomycota, Dothideomycetes, Mycosphaerellales, Mycosphaerellaceae. The coding region runs from base 1 to 360 and encodes 119 amino acids. The record is from RefSeq and is a predicted model, not a curated record.
AUGCCGUCAGACAACAGUUGGAAGUGCUCGAACAGAGCUCCCGAUGCUGUCAAAGCACAAAGAGUCCGCAAGGGGACUUAUCGAGCGUGUCGAUGUGGCCGAGAGACAGAAACCAGAACGCUUGGGGGAGCCGUGAUGGCGCCACCCCCAAGACCAGACGCAUGGCUCUGCAUGGGGUGCGAAGGGUAUGUCGUGCGAAACACCGUGCCUGCCAUGGGUUGGCAUCCCAAUCCUCGAGCCGCAGGAAUCAUUGGAAAUGGCCUCGCACAACCCACUUCACGACUGUUCUCAUUCCAGCAGGUUGCCAAGUUCAGGCAUAAGCCGUAUGCACUCGGACGGCCAUACUCUACUGUGAAAUAG